Messenger RNA from Bipolaris zeicola 26-R-13, 327 nucleotides. RefSeq lists its product as uncharacterized. The record is from RefSeq and is a predicted model, not a curated record. Lineage: Eukaryota; Fungi; Ascomycota; Dothideomycetes; Pleosporales; Pleosporaceae. The coding region runs from base 1 to 327 and encodes 108 amino acids. The transcript is spliced from 2 exons.
AUGCGUUUUACCGCCGCCACCUUUGUUCUUGUAACUGCUGUCCUCCCGCAUGCCUCUGCGUGGACCGUAUGGGUAAACUGGAAAUCCCAAUGCGGAGGCAACUCCUAUCGAGUGGAUGGAACUGGCAGCACUUCUUGCCAGUUGACCAAUGUUCCAGCCGAUCAGAAAAAGCCUAUAUCUCUUACUCUUACCAAUGGCCGCAAUUGUGUUGGUUAUAUGUAUGGAGACCGAAACUGUGGCACACAAGUCGGAGGAGCGGUUGGUAAUAGCGGCACAGUAUGCUCAGCUGACGUGGAUUUCCAGUCCUGGAGGGUCGUCUGCUCAUAA